UUACUUACGCCGCAAAUUUAGAGAGCCAAGAGAUAUUUCUAUUCAAGAACUGCAUUCCAUGAUUGAGAAUAUGGAAGAUAAAUUAUUGGAAAUUUUCACUGGCAAGGCGCAGUGUAGCAGACAUGACCGCUAUAAUGCUGGCCCGAGAAAAAGAGCUGCAUUAAACAUGUGGGUUGGUUUUAAUGUAUUUACGGGAGAGCAAGAAGGUGGUAUUCUUGAGAAACUGCUCGACAUGUUUUGUAAGAAAAGAAAAAGCUCAUACUUCGAUUACGUGAUGAAAGUUUUGUUUCCAGAAACAAUGGCCUUGCUGUGUAGCGCGAUCAUGGAAAUACCACACAAGGAUGCGGACGAUUUGCUUUUACAUGGACAAGAAGAAAAAAGUAGUAGUAGCAGUGACACCGGCAGCGUUUUAGAUUGCGAAAAUAAGGACGCAUGUAAAAAAGAUUUGGAAACUGAAAUGAUUCAAAAAGAUAGUAAACGUCUACGUCGAAAAAAUAAGGAAAAGAAAAAAUGUCAAAUUAAAGAUUGCGCACGGGAAGUAUUUGAUAUGCCUCGUCACAUGCGUCAAGUUCAUGAUUGGACGAUGGAGAGAUCAAAAUCUGUCAAUCUUCUUUGGAAUUCUCGUAAAACGUAUGCUUGGAAACAGGCGCCUCCUAAACGUGCAAAGGUUACAAGCUCUACAAAAGAGAAAAAAAAACCAGUUUCUGAUUAUCGAAAAAGGUGUAGAUGCCCGAUACCAGAUUGUUUUGCUGUUGUAAAACGGGUUGACCAGCACCUUAAGAACGUGCAUAAAAUAGAUCGCACGGGCGAAGAAUACACGGAACUUCUUAAAAAUGCUACUGUGUUCAGAGAUGUGAAAGAUUCAUUGCGAGACAGAACGCAGGAGUCAAAAUAUUUGAGAAGGCAAGCUAUUCGUGAAAAUCUUGCUGCUGCUAACAACAUUCCAGAUUUCCGUGAAACAGUGGACCUAGAAGUACCUGUUUAUGUUGCAAAUUCGAAAACCGAAAGUCGUGUUUACAACCUGAGUGAAAGAGAAGCUCAAGAUUGUGGAACAGUCUCCACAGCGAUAGUUUUAAAAAACUUUGAAAAUUUUUUAACGUCAGUUGAUGGAGGUAGAUUGGACGCCAGUACUGCAUCUAGUGCAGUUUCAAACAUUCGAAAUGUCAUGAAAGCUAUGACAACGGAUGACUUGACAGACCUGUUGGACCGGAACAUCAUUAGAAAUGAAUUUCUUGCCAAUUACUGCGAAAAACAAUCGUAUGCACCACUGACAGUGAAGAAGUAUUUGUCCUCGUUAAUGCACUUUUAUGAUUUCCUUAUCAAUGACGAAAUCUCCCUUAAGAAUUACACAGCCGACGACAUUAUCCGGAUGAAGGUUCGAAUUUCAAAUUGGUCAAAAUCUUACAAUCCGGCGGCCAAAGAGCAUGAGGCGCUUAGAUGUGAAGAAGAAAUGAAAGUGCUUCUGACUCCGGAACAAAUAAAAACAUACGAAUCGUCGGAAAAUGCUCGCAAUGCCAUUAAAUUAUUUGGUGAAUAUGGAUCCGCAACAUGUCCACAGUUGAGUCAGACAGAUUAUUGCUGCAUGCGUGAGUAUCUGCUCAUGCAGAUAUGUUUACAGAACACACAAAGAUCUGGCGUUUGUUCUAAUUUGACUCUGCAAGAGUUUAACAAUGACUGCUGGGAAGGAGACAUGUUCCGGAUUCGUGUAAAGAAACAUAAAACAGCUCGCCUUUAUGGAACAGCUAAAUUUUAUCUUCAGCGCCAUAUUUACGAUUACAUGAAGAUUUUCGUGGAUAGCGUAAGAAGUCAAGUUAUUGGACAAAGUCCGUACCUUUUUGUAUCAUUUAAUGGUGGCCAAAUGGACUCUGGACACAUUAGUCGGCAAAUUAAUGCUUCUUGGCAAAAAGCUGGAGUUUACGGCGGCGACAAGCCUGCUCGGAACUUGACAUGCACAAUAUUUAGAAAAUCAGCUUCAACAGCGGUCCUAGAGCAUCACCCUCAGGGGUCGAAAGACGUGGCUGAUUUGCUCCUGCAUUCAGAGAAAACACAAAAAAAAUAUUACGAUGUUCGUCGGAGAGAGUUAAGCACAGCAAGAGGGGCGAAAUGUGUCGGAAAUUUAUUAAGAUACAAAGCUGUUGAUCCGGAAUCGAGUCCUGUUCGUGAAAAAACUUGUGUUGAAGCAAUUGACAGUCCAAGACGGAAAUGGUCCGCUGAUGAAAUUAAAGAAGUUGAACAAGUUUUUAACGCGGAAAUUAAGAAAGGGUUUGUGUCUCUGAACCUAGUCGUGGAAAAAGAAAGUUAUUUUAAUUUGUUGUGUGGAAUUCCGAAUCGGAAAAUAUAUGAUAAAGUUCGAUCAUUGUGCAAAAAUAUAACUCUUGAUCCCAAUCUAACUUUGGGAGAGAUACCAAAAGAAACCUUUGCGGAAAAAAUAAAGAGAUAUGAUGAUACUGCGGGUUGUGAUUUGCAUAUGGUCGAUGAGGUUCCUGAUGAUAAAGAUGAUAAUGAUGAUGACGAUGAUUUUAUUCCGCCCUCUUCUAACGCUACUACGAACAACGAAAAGCUGUUUUCAAAAGACAAUGCGACGGUAUUAAAAGGGUGUUGCAAAAACAUAAUUGCUGUUGGUCCAAUCAAUCGCGUACGUAUAAAAGAAACCCUGGAGAAAAGCGAAGAUGGCCGGAAACUACUUGAUACUUUUAAUAUGGACUCCAUUUUUAAUCGUGUCAAGUAUGAAAGAAGAUUAUUGAGAAGCCGAAAAUAAUUUUGGUUUUUAUAUUUAAUUUGUGUGAUUGUAGCUGAUGUUUUUUUGGCCACCGAACUUGUGUCCUACUAAGCAUAAAUGUUAAUUAAGGCAUUGACUUUAUAUAGCUUAAGCGCUUGAACAUUUUCCUCCCUUAAAUUUUACGAAUGUUA
Hydractinia symbiolongicarpus is the source of this 2910-nucleotide messenger RNA. RefSeq lists its product as uncharacterized. The transcript is spliced from 7 exons. Gene Ontology annotation, molecular function: DNA binding. The coding region runs from base 59 to 2758 and encodes 899 amino acids. Lineage: Eukaryota; Metazoa; Cnidaria; Hydrozoa; Anthoathecata; Hydractiniidae. The record is from RefSeq and is a predicted model, not a curated record. Gene Ontology annotation, biological process: DNA integration; DNA recombination.